This is a messenger RNA of Microthlaspi erraticum, 300 nucleotides long. The record is from the annotation of a GenBank genome assembly. Lineage: Eukaryota; Viridiplantae; Streptophyta; Magnoliopsida; Brassicales; Brassicaceae.
AUGCAACAACUAUUUCGGCCCGCUCCUGCUAGGGUGAUGUCUUCGGUUGCUAGCUCAGAUUAUGAGUUUGUUGCAUAUACUGCUGCAAGGGCUGCACUAGGAGUUGCAUGUAGCUGCACUUGUACCGAAAGGAGUGACAGCUUUUUGCCGCCGAACGAAUCAAACCCGUUGUCUGAGAGAACGAAAACUGAAAGAAUCAGUGACCAGUACAUCUCCAGAGCUGCGGAAGAUUUCGUUAGACGAAUGGCCAAGGAUAUAAUUGUGGCUUAUAGACUAAAACCGUGGCAAUUUCGUGUUUAG